Molecule: messenger RNA, 897 nt
Organism: Gekko japonicus
Lineage: Eukaryota; Metazoa; Chordata; Lepidosauria; Squamata; Gekkonidae
Gene: ANKRD63
Product: ankyrin repeat domain 63
Exons: 3
Coding region: 1-897 (298 amino acids)
Molecular function (GO): protein binding
Source: RefSeq, a predicted model, not a curated record
AUGCUGAAGCCGCGGGACCUCGGUCCGGGGGCGGCCACGCGGACCUUCCUGGAGGCGAUGCGGGCGGGCCGGCUGCACCUGGGCCGCUUCGUGCUGGACGCCCUGGACGGGAGCAUCGUGGACUGCCGGGCGGAGCGGGGCCGCACGCCGCUCAUGUUCGCCGUGGCACUGCAGGACCCGGCGUGGCGCUUGGCCUUCGCGCGGAUGCUGCUGGAGCGCGGCGCCGCCGUCAAUCUGCGCGACGACGCCGGGCGCAGCGCCCUCAGCCUGGCCUGCGAGCGCGGCCACCUGGACGCCACCCAGCUGCUGGUGCAGUUCGGCGCCGACCCGGACGCCGUGGACGCGCGAGGCUGGAGCCCGCUCAUGUACGCCGCCUCGGCCGGCCGCACCGCCGUGGUCGAGUGGCUCCUGCGCGCCUUCCGACGCCUCGGGCAGCUGUGCCUGGAGCGCGCCGAGCCUCUCACGAUGCACCCUGGCUUGCUGGAAAGACCUAUAUUACUCCUUCAGCUACUGCCUAGUGAGAAGGCCUGCAUGGGGCCCACGCGGUGGGCACGGCCAGUGCGUGCGGGCGCUGCGAGCCGCCGGCGCCUUGAUCCACAUCCUGCCGGAGGAGCCGGUCCUCAGCACUGCAGCCGGCGCCACUUCCUCGGUGCACGUGGCGGGUGGCUGACGGCGCUCAGAGGAGGAGGCCGAGGCGACGCAGCGGCGGCGGCUGCCCCAGGAUUCGGCGCCGAGCAAGCCGCCCUCAGAAUGACGAUGCUGCCCAGGACCCUGACAGUCAGGGGGCACGGGCAGGGCUGCGAGGCCGAGCGAGGCUCGGAGAGGCGACCGAGGGAACGAGAAGGAAGCCCUGGCAGCCGGCGCUGGUUGGCCCAGUUAAGAGACGGGCAGCUUUAG